AUGACGUCACGCCGCCUUUCCUUAGCAGACCCCCUCCUGGGGGGGGGCGCGUCCCCCGCCGCCCUUCCCCGCCGCCAGGCGACCGGCCCGCCUUCCGCCGCGCUCGCCUGUUGGCUGAGGGGACAGCCAAUCAGAGGAAAGAGCGCCUCGGGGCGUGACGGAGAAGUCGGGCGCCUGAGGGAGGGGAGAGCGAGUGAAGAGCGGGGCGGUGGGCCUAUCAGCGCCCGCCCUGAGGCGGCGAGGGCGGGACCAACGGGAGCCGUUGGGCGGCGUCUACGGUCCCGCUCGCUCGCUCGCUCCUGCGGCCCGAUGCCGCCGCUGGCGCUGCCGGGGCUGCCGGGGCUGCUGGCCCUGCCGCUGGCCCUGCCCCUGCCGCUGGCCCUGCCGCUGGCCCUGCCGCUGGCCCUGCCGGCCCUCGGCGCCGUCUACUUCCGAGAACAGUUUUUGGACGGAGCAAAAUGGCAGGAGAGAUGGGUGCUCUCUCAGCAUAAAUCCAAUUAUGGGAAGUUUAGGUUAACAGCUGGGAGUUUUUAUGGAGAUCGAGAAGCAGAUAAAGGCCUGCAAACGAGUGAAAAUUUAAAAUUUUAUGCAAUCUCAUCACGAUUUAAACCAUUUGGCAAUAAAGGAAGGCCUCUGGUGAUCCAGUAUACAGUAAAGCAUGAACAGAAGAUAGACUGUGGUGGUGGUUAUGUGAAAAUUUUCCCUUCUGACUUGAACCAAAAGAACAUGAGUGGAGAAUCGCAGUACUAUAUCAUGUUUGGACCUGAUAUUUGUGGAUCUGAUACAAAGAAAGUCCAUAUCAUUUUAAACUACAAGAGCAAACUUUAUCCAAAUAAGAAACAAAUUCGAUGCAAAGUUGAUGGAUUUACUCAUUUAUAUACGCUAAUCUUGAGACCAGACCACAAGUAUGAAGUGAAAAUUGAUAAUGAAAUGGUUGCUUCAGGAAUUUUGGAAGAUGACUGGGACUUCUUACCUCCACGGAGAAUAAAUGACCCAGCAGUGGAAAAACCAGAGGACUGGGAUGAUGAAGCUGAAAUUGAUGAUCCAGAUGACACCAAGCCGGAGGAUUGGAACGUUGCUGAAUACAUUGUGGACAACAGUGCUGAAAAGCCCGAAGACUGGGACGAUGCGAAACAGGGAGCCUGGCGACCCCCCCUGCUCAAGAAUCCCCUCUACAGGGGUGAAUGGCGGCCCAGGAAGAUCCCAAAUCCCAACUACGGAGGUGUUUGGCCUCAUCCUCAGAUUGAGAAUCCAGCGCACAUGCCCGACGAGAGCAUUUCGGUCUAUGAGAACAUAAGCGUCAUUGGCCUGGAUCUUUGGCAGGUGAGGUCUGGAACAAUUUUUGACAAUUUCUUGAUCACAGACGAUGAAACGUAUGCAGAAGAAUUUGGUGAUGAAACAUGGGGAGAAACAAAGUACCCUGAACAGAAAAUGAACCAGAAGCAAAUUGAAGAGGAAAAGAAGAGGGGAAAGGCAAGAGCGGAGGAGGAGGGGCCUCAAGAGCCGCUUCAAGAAGAAAAUGCCCAAGAAGAAAGUGUCCAGGAAAAAGAAAUCACAGCCGAUUUUGCAGAGCAGAUGCUGAUCCCAGGAGCUGCCAUCAUGCCACUCGGGGAGGGGCUGCCAUCCCAGUCCCAGAGCAGUCUAUCUGGACCCAGAGACCUUCACUGA
Messenger RNA from Euleptes europaea (tarantolino), 1668 nucleotides. RefSeq names its product calreticulin 3 (gene CALR3). Gene Ontology annotation, biological process: protein folding. The record is from RefSeq and is a predicted model, not a curated record. Gene Ontology annotation, cellular component: endoplasmic reticulum; endoplasmic reticulum membrane. Lineage: Eukaryota; Metazoa; Chordata; Lepidosauria; Squamata; Sphaerodactylidae. Gene Ontology annotation, molecular function: calcium ion binding.